AUGAAUGAAUCUUUGAGACAAUCGAUUAUGCAAAUGAAAAAUCACGCUAUAAUUGAUGAAACAAGCAUAACAUCAAUAGUCCAUAGCAUUGAUAAUCCCCUUGGGAGCUCAAGUUUCUCUGGUGUAUUUAAUUCGGACGAUCAGCCAGAUGACCUUCCGUUAUGCAUUAAAAAUUUCACUACAAUAGAUGAAGCCAGCAUAACACCAGAGGCUCACUGUAUUGAUAACACCCUUGGGAGCCAGUCAGACGACUUUCUGUCAGGCUUUGAAAAUUUCACUGUAGCUGAUGGGGUUAACAUAGCCAUUGACCGGACGGAUAGUUCGCUGAAUACAUCCUCAUCGUUCAAGAAACAGCUAAAGAAAUACCGAGAGAAACAGUCUCUUGCGUUUCCCAAUAGAUCACACAAUUGGAUGAAUAAACCUGUCCCUACAAACCCCCCAAACAACAGAAUUAAAUACUUUCAAUACAAAUAA
Messenger RNA from Paramuricea clavata, 474 nucleotides. Lineage: Eukaryota; Metazoa; Cnidaria; Anthozoa; Malacalcyonacea; Plexauridae. The record is from the annotation of a GenBank genome assembly.